AAAGAGACUCUCGGUCCCUCUUUUUUUCUGAUUGCUCCUCUUUUCUCCCCCUUCCCCAUCGAAAUUCUGCUUAAUUUCAUUUUGGCUGCAUGCUCCGCAGACGCAGCCCUGGCUAAGCAGUCGGAGCCGCGUGUGUGCUGGGAGUCUGUUUGAGGGUGGCUUUUCCCCCCUCUCCCUCUCCUUCCUCCUCUUUUCCUUCUUCUCCCCCUUCUUCUUGUUCUCUUGCAGGGUACAAUGUUAAAAAGCCACCGCUAGUCGCCCCCAGUGCUCCUACUCUCUAGGUCUUUUUUGUCUCUAGUGCAGAUUAAACGUCACGUCCGCACUUGAACUUGAAUUUUAUCCCAUUGUACGGAGGCAGACCCAGCCAUAGAGAGACAGAGCGCUCCCAGGGAACCAGGACUCCGCCAUCUUCACAUUGCAAUAUAUCUCCUUAGUAAUAGCCAGCACUAACCCAGAAGCACUGGGGGGCUUCCUUCCUAGCAAGACCCUGUGCCAAGCGAGGGGAGGAGGGGGUGUGUGAAGCCAGUGGCAAAGUGGUGCGAGCAAAGCAAAGCAAAAAAAUUAAUAUUAUACAACAACAAAAAACCAGCCCAGUGGCACUUGAACUGGCAAAGCGGAGACACAGUUUGGGCUACCCCCUUUUUCUUUUUUUGAAAAAAAGAGAGACAAGAAAGCGAGAGAGAAAGAAUUCUAAUUAACCCAGCAAGGGUAAUUUUUUUCCUGCAUUUUUCUCUGCGUGUGGGGAAAUUCCAAUUUUUCUACUUUUGUGCGAGCGUGUGUGUAUGUAAUCCAUUUUUCUUCUUCUUUCCUUUUUAAAAAAGAUUCCUCCUGGUGGAAGAAGUGCACUUUGCUUCUCUCCUCCCCCCCCUUCUGCUCUCUUGUUUUUCUUUUUCUCCCCCCCCCCGCCUCCAAAGCACUCUGGAAUUUUUUUUUAAAAAAGUGUCAGCGCUUGGUGAGGGGGGGUGGGAAACCAUCCUUCUCGCCUGAAGUUCAAGAAAAGACCUGGAAGCGGUGAAAAGGAAAAAAAAACCAACCAAACAGUUGUCUUGCGAAAACAAAAACCAAGGCUUCCCCACUUUCUCCUCUUCCGAUGAUGAUUUUUUAAUUGAAGGAAGAAUCUCAUCUUGAGUGCUCCAGGGGGGGGGGGGUUGGAACUGUUCCCCCCUCUUCUUCUUCUUUUUUUUUAAAGAAGAAAAGUACCAAGAAGAAAAUAGAAGACCGGGAGGAAGAAGAAGAUCGCUCCCCACAACUACCACCACCUCCAACCCGACCCCCCCUCCCUACCCAAGUCCAGCUCUCCGGGCGAUGACCGUGUAAAUGCCAGGGCAAUGUCCCGUCGCAAGCAGGGGAAUCCGCAGCACUUAUCACAAAGGGAAAUUAUCACGCCAGAGGCUGACCAUGUGGAAACCGCCAUUGCCCACGAGGAUGAGACCCUAGCGAUAGGAGAUCCAGUUGGGCUCGGCCUUGCGACGGGUGGAGCAGACCCCGACCUAUUAACCUGUGGACAGUGUCAGAUGAACUUCCCCCUGGGAGACAUCUUGGUUUUUAUAGAGCACAAGAGGAAGCAGUGCAAUGGCAUUGGUGGUUCCUGCUACGAGAAGAACCUGGAUAAGAGCAGCCCUCCCCCACCAUCACGCUCCGAGCUCAGGAAAGUGUCCGAGCCGGUGGAGAUCGGGAUCCAAGUCACGCCCGACGAAGAAGACCGUCUUCUCACGCCUAAAGGAAUUUGCCCCAAGCUGGAGAACGUUGCAGGGCCGUCUUGGCCUGCAAAGCUGCCGGCGGCCUCCAUAACGGCCUCCUCCCACCCUCACACAUCGGUGAUCGCAACACCACCUCUCCACCGUGCCCUGACCUCAUUCCCGCCCUGCCUGAGCCUGCCCUGCUGCGGGGAGCGCGCAGUCUCAGUUGGCGGGUCUCAGACUGAGACUGGCACAUUUGGAUGUCAUUGUCAGUUGUCAGGUAAAGAUGAGCCUUCAAGCUAUAUUUGCACAACAUGCAAGCACCCUUUUAACAGCGCUUGGUUCUUGCUUCAGCAUGCCCAGAACACACAUGGAUUCCGCAUCUACCUGGAAACAAGCCCUUCAAACAGCUCCCUUACUCCACGCAUCACCAUCCCUCCUCCUCUGGGACCCGAGACUGUUGCACAGUCCCCGCUGAUGAAUUUCCUUGGUGACAACAACCCUUUUAGUCUCUUGCGAAUGACAGGUCCCAUCCUGCGCGAUCACCCUGGCUUUGGCGAAGGCCGGCUCCCCAACACACCUCCCCUCUUCAGCCCGCCGCCUCGCCAUCACCUGGAUCCGCAUCGCCUUAGUGCCGAAGAAAUGGGGUUAGUUGCCCAGCAUCCCAGUGCCUUUGACAGAGUCAUGCGUUUAAACCCCAUGGCAAUUGAGUCGCCAGCGAUGGAUUUCUCCAGAAGGCUUCGAGAACUGGCAGGGAACAACUCCACCCCUCCACCAGUUUCUCCCAACCGCAACAACCCUAUGCAUCGCUUGUUGAAUCCUUUCCAGCCAAGCCCUAAAUCUCCUUUUUUGAGCACCCCGCCAUUGCCGCCGAUGCCCCCAAGCAGCACUACGCCUCCCCAGCCUCAGGCUAAGAGCAAGUCCUGUGAAUUUUGCGGGAAAACGUUCAAGUUUCAGAGCAAUCUCAUCGUCCACCGGCGCAGCCACACAGGAGAGAAGCCCUACAAAUGCCAGCUCUGCGACCAUGCCUGUUCUCAAGCUAGCAAGCUAAAACGCCAUAUGAAAACGCAUAUGCACAAAGCUGGGUCCAUGACAGGGAGGUCGGAUGACGGACUGUCUGCCACAAGCUCCCCUGAGCCCGGCACAAGUGAGCUCACUGGGGAGGGACUAAAGUCUAGUGAGGCAGACUUCAGGAAUGAGAGCGAUCCUUCUCUAGGCCACGACAAUGAAGAAGAGGAAGAAGAGGAGGAGGAAGAAGAAGAGCUGGAAAACGAAAGUAGGCCCGAGUCCAGCUUCAGCAUGGACUCGGAGCUGAGCCGUAACCGAGAGAACGGUUCCAAAUCACUGCCAGAUGAAAAAUCCCUCGUCCUAGGGAAAGUGAUAGAGAAUGUUAGCCUCGGUACCAUCCAGCAAUAUAGCGACAUGUUGGCUGAGAAGCAGAAAAGGAGCGGCUUCAUGAAGAGGUCCUCUGACCAGCGAGACCUCUGCCCCCGAGACCUUUGCCAGAGAGACACCGGCGACGAAGACUCGGUAGCUGGAGAACUUGACCGUACUGAGGAGGGGACAGUCAACGGGAGGAACUUUGGUCCUGGAGAACCUUUCCCCGGCCUGUUCCCUCGCAAGCCCACCCCCAUCACAAGCCCCAGUUUAAACAACUCCUCGAAAAGGAUAAAGAUAGAGAAAGAUUUGGACUUGCCACCAGCAACAAUAAUACCUUCUGAAAAUGUUUACUCGCAGUGGCUGGUGGGGUAUGCAGCAUCGAGGCACUUCAUGAAAGAUCCAUUUCUUGGGUUCACAGACUCCCGACAAUCCCCCUUCGCCACCUCUUCUGAGCAUUCCUCCGAGAACGGAAGCCUGCGUUUCUCCACCCCUCCAGGGGAUAUGCUGGACGGCGGUCUCUCAGGGCGCAGCGGGACGGCGAGCGGAGGCAGCACGCCCCACAUCAGCGGACCUGGCCCCGGCCGACCCAGUUCCAAGGAAGGACGGCGGAGCGACACGUGCGAGUACUGUGGCAAGGUCUUUAAGAACUGCAGUAACUUAACGGUGCAUCGGCGGAGCCACACGGGAGAGCGGCCUUACAAAUGUGAGCUCUGCAACUAUGCAUGCGCCCAGAGCAGUAAGCUGACGCGUCAUAUGAAAACACAUGGCCAGAUAGGGAAGGAGGUCUACCGCUGCGACAUUUGUCAGAUGCCCUUCAGUGUUUACAGCACCCUGGAGAAACACAUGAAAAAGUGGCAUGGCGAACACUUGCUGACAAAUGAUGUCAAAAUUGAGCAGGCAGAAAGAAGCUAAGGCCCCCGCUGGGUUAAAAACAAAAUAAAAAUCAGGGGUCUAGGUAACAUUUAAAUUGUACAGUUUUAACUAUUGCCAACUGAGAAAAGCUGACCUAACUUGCCUCCAUAUACAUAAUUUAGCAUAACUAUGGCAGGUGCCAGAAUUUGGCACUUAAAUAUAACCUGUGUCUACAAAGUUCUAUUAAACCUGAGGAUUGGUUAAGGCAGUAAAAAUUGUGAAGCCUUUUAACUGUGCAAUAAUUUCUGUAUUUAUUGGGUUAUUUUGUAUUUUUUAAAUUUUUUUUUGGCAUGUGCAGGUAUUUUUUUUAAUACUUUCCCCUCCUGUUUUAGAUUUCCUUUAAAAUUUUGUUGAGUAUCCCAUUCUAAUUUUCCCCACUAGUAACCUGAGAUUAUUUGCAUUACAGGGGGAGAUACAUAUCAAUUUAAAUUAUAAUUUUAUAGGGCCGCUGCUUUGUUGAAUCUUAUGCUAAGCAUGUGUAAUUUCUUGUGAAGAAGCCAGCAUUUUAAAUAAUUUCUCUCUCUCUCUCUCUUAUUAUUAUUAUUUCUAGCCCACCCCCUUUUCUUUGAGAAAGAAAGAAAAAGGAAAUCAUUUGAAAAUUAGGAAAUAUAAAAUAGUACCGCGGAUAACAAUCUUAAAAAUUGUAGCACUUUCUUUUGGAUUUGGAUCUAAUAUGUAGCACUAGUGAUGCCACUAAAAAUAGAGGCCUUUACAUUUUUUUGUAAAAAAAAAUUAAAAUCCCAGACUUCCACAGUAGAAGUUAUGAAAGCUAAAAAGAAACACGCAAAUUUGUGCCCCCCCCCCCCACAAAGGCAGCUAUAUUUAUAAGAGCAAUAGCAAGAGUUGUGCAUUAUUAGUAUGGAAUUUGUUCUGUUUACUAAUGACUUACUUUCACCUUUCUGCCAUCUUCUUUAACUUCAUUACAUAAAGGGAAUGCAGGAGCCUUGACAGCUAGCAGCAUGUGCAAAUUUUAGAAAGCAUGGAGAGAAAAAGGAACCUUGUUUGCCAUCCCCCCCGCCCUCCCUGCCCCAUGUCAUUUGCUAUUCUGGCCUUAAACGUUACGCACACAAUAAUUGAAGUUAUCACUUGAUGACCUGAAAAACAUGAUAGUGGCUGCAGCGGACCAUUCUGUAGCAAAUACACCAGUGCCCCUUUUGGGGGAACCGAGUUUGCAACCCUAAACCCCUGUUAGCUGGGAGUAAGCCCCACUGAAUUCAGCAGGACCUACUUCCGUGUAGACACAGGAUUGCACUCACUGCAAGUGUGGUUUUGUACCGAACCUCAGUUUGUGUAGUAAGUGCACAUGUGUGGGCAUGUGUGUGCGAACACAGGGACAUGUGCGCACACACGCUAUGGCUAAAGUAAUUGUUUUGAUUAGGACUGGUGAAUCAAUUUACCCGAUACUGUGCAUAUAUUAAAGGGGGAGGGGUUAAUCUAACCAAUUCAUUGAUUGAAGGUUGACAUAUUGCCAUACGAUCAGUUUUCUCAGGGUGUAUUAUCUAUCACAUCAGGCAAUUAUCCGUCACAUUAGGCAAUUAUACAACAAUGGGAGAUGUUAAUCCUUGUUGACACACAUUAAACAGGGCACAUAAACUUGCAUAAGAACUUUCGCUGUGUGAACUUGAAAGAGCCCCGUUUCCCCCCAACAGCCUUUUGUAAGGAAGAGUAACAACAUCUUAACCCUUGCGUCCUUCCUUGUCUCACUCUGUUGGAUGUUGACUGCUUAGCUAGUGAUCAAAAUAACAAAACUUUUAUCAAGCUGACCCCUAUGGAGAGUUCCGGCCAUAUUUUGUCUGUUGUAGCAAAACAACUGAGAUUCUUGUGCCACCAUAAAUGUAAGAUAAUAUGUUUGGCUUCAAAGUUUUUACAUCAACAGGAUGUAUAGAAACCCAGUUUAAAAUAAUGAUGUCGGAUCCAAAUUGCCACCACAAGGUGGGACCAGCCACACAUAAGCUCAUCCCAAGCAACCCAUAAAAUCCACACCCCAGUGCCCCAUUAAGCAGUAAGUAAAUGGAAGUUAUUAUUGAAGAGCAGAUAUCUCCAGGUGACUCAGCUAAGUGAGCCAAGCUUACCUAGGCUUGUUGGUCAUUGGGACCUGAUGGGAACUCCUUCCCUACUCCAGAUACCAGGUAUUUUAGCCCCCUGGGCUACAAUGUUAAUGAAAACAGUUCCCAGCACCAUGGCAACACCCAACUCCCAAUAUUUCUUUGAGCAACUUGUGGGUUUACAUUGCAUUUACAUUACUCAUGUUCCAUGUUAUUAUUUUAUUUUAUUAUUUAUUGAAUUGAUAUACCGCCCUACACCCGCAGGUCUCAGGGUGGUUCACAGAAUAAAACCAAAAUAUAAAACCACAAAGUACAUAAUCAAAAUAAAAAUGACAGCAACCCAAUAACCCCACCUCCACCCCCAUGAUUGUAAUAUGGAGGUAGAAGUAGGGGGGCUGGACUGUAUCCCUUCUCCGCCAUCUAUAAACUGGGGAAAUGCCUUUAGAAGCGAGUAUAUUCUACAAACCCAGUUUGACCUGAUCAUCUUGAGUUCUAAAACAUGGGACAGUCGUGGCAUGUGAUGCAGGAUCCCCCUGCAUCACAGACAUACCCCCCCCCAGCACAUGGACAUAGAGAGGCAGAGACCUAAUGUGGAUGUGAGAUGGCCCCAUUCUGUUCCCUCCCCACGGUCACAGCCAUGUGGAUGAUAGCUCCUGAAUAGGGCUAAUCCUUUACAUGCGUUUGUCUUUAAAAAUGGCAGCUGAUUUAAAAAUGAGAGUACCUGUUCCCUAAUUUAGAUGUGUCUGAUAUUCAAGAAAUAUUCAAUGUUCAAGUACUGUAACGAUCCCAUGGUUGCUGUACUGUUUCUAAACACCACUGGUGUUUGCCUUGGGUCUGAAAAUGGCAAUUCUUGUGCACCAGACCUCCCGCAAUCCAUGGGCUCCUGGGUCAAGGUCGCUUGGUGAAUCACCGCUUGUACACCCUGUUUCACAUUCAGUAUACCACGCAGAGACAUACACAAGGUUGUUCACCACAAUUAUGGAAAUGCUUCUAAGGAAUAUCUGCACUUAAGACUGGGGUCUGAAUAACACACACACACACACACUCCUGCAUAUUUGCGCACCCCAUGACACCAAUUUGUGCAAUAUUGUACAAAUACGAUUUGCUUACUUCACAGUGGUUUCCUUACAGAGUGGUUUCCUUCCUGGCUUUUGCCUAAGACUUCUAUAUAAGCUGUGCUCUCUAGCAAAAAGCAACAGUUAUAGUUACAGCUGUUAUUCAAGAGCCGAGUGCUAGCCUAGACUGCAAGGCAUUUUGCCAGGGAAAUGAAAAUAUUGUCUCGUAUAAUGCACAAUUAUGUUAUUGUAAAGUAAAUAGGCCAAAUGCUCCCUUUUAGAAUAGUGCCGUUAAAGUAAUGUGUAAGUAUUAACGAGGCGUCUCUAUAGUCAAGGUUUUGAGGGAUGCAACCUUUAAAAGGGUACUGAAAUAAAAAGGUGCGUAAAUUAAAAACUCCCUACAUUUGGAAGUGCUGAAUUUAAGUUCCAUAAAGCAGGUUCGUUUUGUUUCUGGUUUUGUUUUGUUUUUCAAAAAAACCUUCUUUAUUCAUUGAAUUAUAGAAACUAAAUUAAAAGCCGUGACAUCCAAUUUUUCUUUGGAUAGAUUUUUGGGUAAUUUAGCAUUGGGGAAGGAUCCAUAAUUGUAAACCAGUUUGCCCACAUUCUUAAACUCCAGUCACAUAUUGUACUUCAUUUAGGGUUACUGGAUGUCCUUUGUUUAUGCUAAAUCUCAUAUUCCAGUAUGUAAUAUCUCACAUAGAACAGAAAAUAAGGACCCUCACUGGGAAUGCUAAAAGUCCUUUGGAAGUUACUGAAGGUGCCAGAUCAGUCCUAUUUGAAGCUCUUGGCCUUUUCAUUCUGAACUUUCUUAAGGCAAAUGAUUAGAUUAAUCCCUUGAUGGGGAUGAUGAGGUCAGGGGGAAAGCACCUAUAGACCUACAGGUUGGUGCAUUUGUUUGGUUAAAAGAGUAGGAACCCAUUUAGGCAAAAAUAUUAAAUAACCUGCUCUGCUCUUCUUUUCUGUUUUUUAAACAUCAUUUUAAAGUGUGGCUAUCCCAGGAAGAUAGACAGCUACCAAAAGAUACCCAGCCUCCUUUCUGCCUCUUAUCUCCUCACAAGUCAGAUUUUGUAUGUUGCCUUGACCGCAGAAUCUAAGUUGCAUUUUUUCUUUACUUGGUGUUGUGUUGUUUGACAGGGCUGUGGAAUAAUGGGACACUUUGUGGGCUUUUGGCUUCCAUAUGCAUCUCUCUCAUGUGAGCAUUCCACCACAUGUGUCCAUAUGCCUCAUAAACUUCCUUUUUCUUUUAAUAUCCCAGAUCAGAAUAGGUGCCCUCAGUCAAAUUGCCCAUCUUUCUUUUGUGUAUUGGGUAGACCCAUCUAUCUAUCUAUCUAUCUAUCUAUCUAUCUAUCUAUCUAUCUAUCUAUCUAUCUAUCAUCUCCUAAUUGACCUAGGGAGGUUUUCUAGGGUAUAAUUUGGAUCCCCCUGAAUUAGUCUGUCAAGACAGUGGACAAUGUAAAAGUUACACAUUUUGAUUCUGUUGACCCGCACUUUAAAACUUUUUGUUCGCAUUCAAAACCAGCGGCUUCUGAACAAGAAAUUACAACAGCUUUGUCUUUGCUUGGCCCAGAGGUGGGUGAAACUAUUAAGGGGGACAUCUGAGAUUAAGUGUCAGUGUUGCUAAGCGUGGCAUUCACAAUACUGGCACUAUAAAGAAAAUAAUAAUAACUUAUUGGACAGUUUUUCUACUGCCAUUCAAUUUGAUGUGAGUGCCUUGAAAACUGAUCUUCCUAUUUGAGUCUCUUGAGACAAAUGCAAACAUUUUUGUGAAAUGAAAAGACUUUUAAAAAAACGGUAGAACAAGAAAAGUACGUUCUUUUAGGGUUAAAACAAAACAAAAGAGCCACAUUUACUUUAAAAAAAAUCCUGGUUGAAGAUAGUGGACAUGAAAAUGCCAUAAGACCCAAUCAAAUGAAGAUGUAUAUCCAGCACAACUUCGGACAUCCAUUUGCUGAAUUGUUCUCAGCCUCUCUCUUUUUUUUCAGGACAACGCUGCUUAGGAAAUGGAAUGGAAAUGAUUUACUGCUGAAUUAAAACUCAAAUGACACAAAUUGCAAGUUGUUAUCAUUGAAUGAAAAAAAAAUUCAGGAACAACGGCUAAUUUUUUUAAAAGUUAAAUUUAGUGCACUCUGUCUUAAAAUACGUUUACAGUAUUGAAUACAUACAAGGGUAAAAAAAAAUUGUGUGUAUGUGUGUUUGAGCAAUCUCUCUUCUUCUUUUUUUCAAAGUUUGCUUAAUAGGUUAUUAAAAAUGCCAUAAUGGCCAUGUGUAUAUUGUUUUCUUUUGGUGACGGGGUUUUAGUAUAUAUUAUAUAUAUUAAAAUUUCUUGAUUACUGUAAAAGUGGACCAGUAUUUGUAAUAAUGGAGAAUGCCUGGGCAUUUUACAAAACCAGAAAGAAAAAAAAAACUUUUCUCUUUUUUCCUUGAAAAUGUUGCAGUAAAAUUUAAAUGGUGGGUCUAUAAAUUUGUUCUUGUCACUGUAACUGUAAAGUCUGAGUUUUAGUAAUUUUUUUUCUGCCUUGGGUGUUGAAUUUUUAUUUCAAGAAAAAAUGUAUAGAAACUUGUAUUUGGGGAUUAAAAGGUGACUGCUACACCAUGUAGAAAAAGUAUGUAGGAAAAAAGUGCUUAAUAUUGUUAUUGCUUUGCAGAUUAAAAAAAAAAAUCACAUUUCUGACCUGUACCUAUUUUUAUCUCUCUCUCCCCCUCCCCUGCCCCUAUAUCCCCCUCUUCUGGAAUGGAUAUUGAUAUUGGUUAAUUCAUAUAAUGUAGGCACUUGCUGUAUUUUUACUGGAACUUGUAAUUUUUUAACUGUACGCUUGUCCUUUUAAAGGGAUUUAAUGUACUUUUUUGUUAGUGAAUUUGGAAAUAAAAAUAAAAACAAACAAACAGGCUGCCAUAAUAUAUUUUUUUAAUUUGGCAGGAUAAAAUAGUGCAAAAAAAUAAUAAUAAUUGUAUGUCAAGACCUUAUUGUACAGAAGAAGGAAAAAAAAUAAAAAUAAAAGGGUUGUUUAACGACCUGUUGAGUAAAAGAAACAAAACAAUUAUUAUUUUUAAUUAUGUGGUUUUGGGGUUCCUUUUUUUCUUUGGAAGGGGCGGGGUGCCAGGUUUUGUUUUGUUUAUGAGUUGUUCUGUUCGCAAUUUUAGUUGUGUGUAUGUAUAUGUAUUUUUUUUUCUGUCAGAAAUGGCCUACAAAAAAAGAAAAGAAAAGAAAAAAAGGAAGAAGCGCUGUUCAUUCAGGGCAGUAAUGACUUUGAAACUGCCUGGACCCCUUGUAUCAAGGCCUUUCCAGGUAGAGUUGAACUAGGAUGGAUGGCUAUUGCCGGUUAUUGUUAAAUGAAACUCAGUUUUUGUGAAGAUGUUUGACGUAACAUUCCACAGAUGCCCCCCACUUUUUUUUUAGAGUCGGGGAAGCGGCUUUUGCCUGGCACACGUAGACUUUCCGGCCCCAGUCCAUAAAACUGCACGGUGUGUGCGCUUAAGGUACCCGGUGCUACUGGCUUUUGACAUCACUGGCACCUACCGAGGGAUGAAGGGGCCUGUAUACAGUCAGGGUACCCGUCAUCACUGGAUAGGCACUGUUAAUCCUCCCUGCACCAACUAUCUGCCAGGGCAAUGCGCAUCUGGACCUUCGCCCAAUUGAUCCUGCAAGGGUGUAGGGCCUGAUCCCAGGGCCCUUGUCGGAUCAGGGCACCCAUCCAUUACCACCUCUUCACAGCCUUCAUCUGAAGCGGUUUGAAAAGAGGUAGGGGGAAGGAAGGGAGACAAAACACUCUGUUGGUGCAACUGUGAAUUGGGUCGGAGUGAAAAUUUGGCCAGGGCACACCCCACUUCUAUCCCACCUUCCCUCUCCACGCCCCAAUCCCUGUCAGAACAGGACCAUGUACAGGUUUUGCCAGUCUGCUCUUUUGUCUGCUUUCGUUGCUGUUGACUCCUAAUUGUACAUUCCAUAAAUUUCUUAAAUAUCUGAAGGACUGGGAUGAAAUUCUGUGCCUUUAGGUUGACGAAACACUCCUCCCUAGGAUUGCUUUGUUAAGUCCCAAUAUAAUUAGGAUUAUGCCAUGAGUUGAGCGUUAUUUUUUAAUCUUUAUUUUGUUUCUGCUGUUUCAGGUUUUUUUUAUAAAAAAAAUAAAAUAAAUGGGGUGGGGGGCGGGGCAAGGCACCGUGCUAGGGACUAUUUUAAGGUAAGGAAGAGCAAGUGCAAGGAGCCAUUAACAGUGUGUGAACUAGGUGCCUUGCUUUCUCCGAAACUAAAUCCACAGCAAAGUGAAUUCAGAUUUCAUUUUGCCACUGUGAGCACGACACUUUUCAUCCUGGAUGAACUCAGAUUUAAACCACCAGCAGCUGUCCUAUGAUGUGUCUUGAAUCGCUGAGAAACCAACAUACAAGCACAAACAUUGUGUUUCGUGAAACCACGAUGAUCCCUCCUCCUCCUCCUCCUCCUCCUCCUCCUCCUCCUCCUCCUCCUCCUCCUCCCUGCUUUUAAGAAUCCCUGCUUCACAAGGCCAUAAGCACAAUAUGGCCGACAUAUCAUGGGUAUCUCUGCUGUCAUGGUGAUUUUUUUACACUGCUAAUAUCAGCAACGUUAACUGUGUUAAGUCACAAUUAUCCCAUGAAACACUUGCUCCACUUAAAGUCAAUGCACACAGAGCAUUUCUGGAGCAACAGCCCUUCUUUUUUUUUAGAAUGCAGACAUUCAAAAUAGAGUCUUGCACUUCAGCAUUUCAUCCUAGUCCUGAUUAAAUACAGUCCAAGGUUUUUUGUUUUUGUUUUUCACAGGCAAACUCAUUUUAUGGUGCUCUUUGUAUUUUAGAACUGCAAAGCAAAGUAACGUUGGUUUCAGUUGUUUGCAUUUGUACCGGCAAGGCAAACUAUUUUUAUUACCUUUUUCUAUUACUUAUUGUAUGAGCUUUCAUUGUUUACUUGGAGGUUUUGUCUUUUACUACAAGUUUGGAACUAUUUAUUAUUGCUUGGUAUUUGUGCUCCAUUAAAAAGAAAGAAAGAAAGAAAGAUAGGAGCACUUUUUUUAUUAUGGGUAAAAUGUUGAGAUGGCAGGAGGUCAUUUCAAUAUCACUUAGUGAAAUAUUUAUUGUUCCUUUUAUUCUCUGUACAAGACUCCUGACCUCUCCCCCAUCCCACCCCACUUGUCACAUUGUUGAGUUCAGCAUGUGUCUACCAUUUCAUUUGUACGCUCGUUCAAAACAACGUUUGUUCCAGUUUCAAGUUAUUAAAAAAUAAUAAUAAAUUGGACAUUUGACUUGAUCUCCAAA
Zootoca vivipara (common lizard) is the source of this 12335-nucleotide messenger RNA. Lineage: Eukaryota; Metazoa; Chordata; Lepidosauria; Squamata; Lacertidae. The record is from RefSeq and is a predicted model, not a curated record.